Lycium ferocissimum is the source of this 926-nucleotide messenger RNA. Its product is annotated as receptor-like protein Cf-9. The coding region runs from base 303 to 803 and encodes 166 amino acids. The record is from RefSeq and is a predicted model, not a curated record. Lineage: Eukaryota; Viridiplantae; Streptophyta; Magnoliopsida; Solanales; Solanaceae. The transcript has a single exon.
GUAUUCAUUUAAUCAUUUUAGCCAACUAGAUCUAACAGUAUAUACAAAUUCAAUCAAGUGUGAAUUUCACAAUUAGCUGACACAAUAGUACUUUUAGCUCAACUUUUUUAAAAAUAAAUUGUCUAACGCACAGACCUUCUCAGUUCUCAGUACUUAAUUAGCAGCAAGUUCGACAAGUCAAAGAAAACUUUUGAACUCUUUUAUUCAAACAUGGAUUCCUUCUAAAAUCAUUCUCAGUAGAUAUUAUUUGCAAAGCUUUUUCUAAAAUUCCAUUACCCACUUUCGAACUCUUUCAUUCAAACAUGAGCUACGGGGAACUCUCAGUUCUGCUCUUAAUUGUCUUUCUUUGUCGAAUUGCUUUUUCUUCAUCUCUGUGCCCCAAAGAUGAAAGCAUUUCCCUUCUAAAAUUCAAGAAUUUGCUUACUGUAGGUCUCCCAAAUGAUAUUUGCCUUUCCUCUUAUACAAAGACUAGUUCAUGGAAUAUGAGCAGAGAUUGCUGCUUUUGGGAUGGAGUCAAAUGUAAUGAGAUGACCAGCCAUAUUAUUGAGCUUGACCUCAGUUGCAACCAACUUAUUGGGGUGAUUGAUUCCAAUAGCAGCCUAUUCCAACUCUCUCAUCUCCAAAGGAUCGACCUUUUUGGGAAUAACUUCUCUGGUUCUGACAUCCCGCAUAAAUUUGGCAGGUUUUCAAUCUUGAUGUAUCUUGAUCUUUCCGCCUCCUAUUUCUCAGGUCAAAUUCCUUCUGAAAUCUCUCGUCUUUCCAAGUUACAAUCUCUUCAUCUCGCAAGUGAUUUUGAGGGUUAGCUGAGACUCACAACUCAUGAUUUUAAGAUGCUCAUUUAGAAUUUGACCCAAUUAAGAGAACUUGGUCUUACUUUAGUAAACAUCUCUUCGACCGUUCCUCCUAAUUUUCCUUCUCACUUAACA